This is a messenger RNA of Ruditapes philippinarum (Manila clam), 1230 nucleotides long. RefSeq lists its product as uncharacterized. Lineage: Eukaryota; Metazoa; Mollusca; Bivalvia; Venerida; Veneridae. Bases 141 to 1055 code for a protein of 304 amino acids. The record is from RefSeq and is a predicted model, not a curated record. The transcript is spliced from 9 exons.
AGCCACAUAAACCGGUUGAGAUUUCAAUGCACGAUUUUCUCGUGAUUUCAUGGAAAACACAGAAAAUAUUUGACGAGGCAUGUAGGUCAUUGUUUUACACUCACAGUGAAGUUAAGAUCUUAGACUAAAUACGAAAAAUCAUGGAUAUUUCUGGCUUUUUACUAUUUCUUGGCAUGACGGUGAUGCAAUUCAGCGAAGUGUCUUCCGUCACAUUGUCAUAUAAAUGUUUUCCAAACAACACAAUCUUAGUAUCCGGACUACCAACUGAUUCUGCGGCGUUGCAUUAUUUUGCCAUUCAAGAAGCUGAUGGAACAAACUGUAAUGUGACUGGGAGCAUUCCUGAUGGAACAGCCCUAGUUUCUGCCUGUAAUAAGGACGAGCCUAUUUACUUUUCAUACGGAUCAUAUAGUGGCAUGGCGGAAAGCCAAAUAUAUGGUGGACAACAAGUUACUACUAUUAACAUUACUUGUAUUGAAAUCAGUGACAGUGGUGUAGCUAAAACCAUCAGCAAUAACUUUUCAGCCGCAAUACAAUUUCAAGACGAACAAACUCUUUCUCCCGAAUAUGACAUCAUAUCCACGUUGAACCCGACGUCAGCACUUGUUGGACAGGAUGUUACUUGGACAAUAAUAUACCCAGCAUCUUACAAGAUACAGAUAACAACUUGCACGGCUUAUCCUGGUACAGCUGUUCACGCUUCCGAAUCCAUUGAACUGAUUUCAACAUGGUGCUCUAGUAUAAGUGAACUUAUUACUAAUUUCGUCUCAAACGGUAACAACACGAAUGCCGUAGCAACAAUGAAUGCCUUCAAAUUUUAUGGCUAUGACUAUAUGUUUCUGAUGUGCGAUGUCCUUGUUUGUCCCCCGGGAUCAAGUUCAUGCACAACAUCAUGUAGCCAAGGAAGAAGAAAGAGAAGUGAGAUUGAACAUCAUGGUGAAUACAUAAAAACCAUCAGUAGUGUUUUACAUCUUGCAGACACAAAGUCUGCUGCUUCAGUAAUAAUUUCCGGGUCUUUCGUAUCAUUUCUUCUUGCGAUCCUUCACUUAUUGUUUUGAAAUCUUGCUGGACGCGUGAAAUAUGUGAACAAAAAACGAAGCAAUUACAUUAUUUAAUGGAAUUGUUGUGAAUGUAACCAUGCUAUCAGAUAAUUAAAGAAGAUGUUAAAACAAUAUUAUUGUUGUCAGAUUUUCAGUGUCGUUUUGGAAAUAAAAAUAUAGCAUAGAAAUAUAA